Molecule: messenger RNA, 733 nt
Organism: Racocetra persica
Lineage: Eukaryota; Fungi; Glomeromycota; Glomeromycetes; Diversisporales; Gigasporaceae
Source: the annotation of a GenBank genome assembly
AGCGAUAGGAGAAGUUAUUAAUUUCAAAGGAGAAUCAUAUAAAUUUGGUGGAUUCGAAUCUAAUCCAAAUAGAUUUACCGUAGUUAUGAUUAUUUUAAACACAAUAAAUUUUAGUUGGAGAAACGGAAGUAUUCUAAAUGCGCCUUCAGCAAGAUGUUGUUAUGGUUCUGCUCUUCUGCCAAAUCAAGUUAUUACUUAUUUUGGUGGUUAUGAUGGAACAAUUUUAGGCCUAAAUGAAGCUUAUUUAUAUGACACAAAUAAUGAUAGUUGGAAUACAAGACCCAUUUCAGGUCAAAUACCUUCAAAUAGAAGUUCUUUUGCAAAUGUUCUCGGAUUAGAUAACAAACGAAUAAUAGUCUUUGGAGGCGUAUCUGACAUAGGAUACACUGCUGCAGACGCGCUUUAUGUAUUAGAUGUAGUAAACUUUCAAUGGUAUAGACCGAAUGUUUCAGGCACAAUUCCAUCUUAUCGAGGUUGGCACAUGGCAAAUUUAAUUGGAAAAUAUAUGGUUAUAUCUUUUGGUUUAGGGUAUAGUCAAACUAACGAAAGUGACAUCCUAUUACUCGAUAUUAGCAAUAAUAAUGAAUAUGUGUGGACAUAUGAUUUUGUUUCUACAACUUCAACAAUUCCUACAACUUCAACAAAUCCUGCAACUCCUACAAUAUCAAUUACAAUACCACAACCAAAAACUGAUAGUAUUUCAAUUGUGAUCAAAAUUAUCAUAGGAAUUUCA